AGAUCCCCUCAGUGUCUCUGCUCCAGAAGUCCCCCUCCUCUCCAGUCAGCUGCCACGCUACAGGUUUCUACCCGGACAGAGCCCUCAUGUUCUGGACCAGAGACGGAGAGGAGCUUCACGAGAACGUGGACCACGGAGAGAUCCUGCCCAACCACGACGGAUCCUUCCAGAUGAGCGUGGACCUGGACGUCUCCUCAUUCCCCGCUGAACACUGGGGCAAGUACCGAUGUGUGUUCCAGCUCUCUGGGGUGGAGGAGGACCACGUCAUCGUACUGGACUCAGCUGUGAUCAGGACCAACAGAGGGAAUCCCCUCCUCCUCCUCUUCAUCAUCGGUGCUGUAGUGGCUGCUCUCGCUCUCCUCCUCGCUGGGAUUGGAUUCCUGGUUUACAGGAAGAGGAACGCCAAUAAAAACACUCCCUCUCCUGCCUCCAGCUCUGAGCUCACUGAGAGACUGAAUCAGCCGGCACAGUGAGGGGCUUCACAUCAACUCUCCACCUGUUGUUACAGAGCUCUUUAUCUGCUCUCAAACCUCUCCAGCUGCAGCAUUAGAGUUCAAAUCCUAUUUACAAACAGCACGUGCAGAAACACAACUUAAUAAAUAUUAGAAGUAACAUAGGUUCUAUUUACAUAAGAGUACUACAUGUAAGAUUACAAACCACUUGUCACCACCAGCACCAUAAAGUACAGCACGUGAAAAAUAUGACAGCUCCCUCCUCACCCAACUGGCUCACAGUCCUCAAAGACAGAAUGGAUACUCACACCCCCAAGAAAGACAGAGAAAAAAUGAGGAGACGAGUGGACAAGUACGUUAAAAAGUGGCAACAGGAAGGACUACUGAAUCCAUCAACAGAUGCCCCACCCCCACUUGAACAAAGAAAACAUCUGAUGAAGAUACUACAGAAUAGAGUAAACCUGGAAAAAAUUGUACCACCAGGAGAAGGAUGGAAAACCCGGAAGAGCAGAAACAAAAGAUUGGAGAAGGCCGAAAAAGAACAAAUAAUGGGAAAGAACAUAACAGUCGGAUUAGGAAGACUCCUGGUCGCUCACACAACAAUGUUUCCGGUCACCACCACAGAAGAAAAGGCCCCAUUAACCGACCCUAAUAGGGAUGAGCAACAAGCCCCAGAGACCUCAACGCCCACUGCCCAACUGUACCCGUUACUGGCUACAAAACCACCCCCCUAUCCAGGGGGCUGCACGAUAUUGGAAAAAACUGACACUGCGAUACUUUUUCCCCCUGCGAUAUAUAUAUAUAUAUAUAUAUAUAUAUAUAUAUAUAUAUAUAUUGCGAUAUGAAAAAAUACAGGAAUUGAAGAGAGACCGUUUUGUUUGUCCGCAAACUAUCCUUUCUUGAACUUUAAUGCUAUACAAUUGGUAUUUUUCGAACUAUAUUUAACCGAAUGAAGGAUUUUAGUCACGGACGUCUGUAUCUUAAGUUAUCAGAGCAACAAGGUGAGCUAGCUCGGUUAGCAGCGCCGAACUGCCCUGGAGAAACACAUGAAACUACUUUAUUCUGUGUUUUUACCUUUAAUCAUCGGGUCCGUUUGCUUUGGAGAUUUGAUUGUGAUUGGUGGUUUGCUGUCACUCACUCAAGUACCCCUGACAUGAGAGCCGCGCCAGUUUUCCUUUUGUAGCAAGCAGCAAAAGAAUUGUAACUCGACGUGUUUGAGUUCAUUUGCCUACUUAAUAUCGCACGUGCAUGCGCAUAUCGCGAUUAUCGUCACAACACGAUAUGUCGUGCAGCCCUACCGUUCGCAGCAUCGAUCCAGGCCCCAGCACUCGCUGAUCCCCGGACCGAGAACAAAAACACUCAACAUUACGAAAGGCCGCAUGGAAGUACAGCCCAGUAAGGCAGGCCUAGCGGUACCCAUCCUCACAGCACAGAUCCAGUCACUAGACAAACAGGUACAGACCAUAACAGAAAUGCUGACCAAACAAUUUAAAAAGGAAGAACGCCAGACAGAAUCUCGCCUACUCGAACCAAGUCUGAACAAUACGAGACGCGAACAACGACAGGCAGACGUCCUGAAUUCCCCCAGCCUAGAAGAAUUAAGUUAAAAGGCCCAGACCAAAAUGUAACCAUAACACCCCGAUUGAAUGUGACCAGACCCCAAUCUAAAUCGAACAAGGCGAUGGAUGAGCUUUCCCAAAAAGACAGGCAAACCGCCCCAGAAGGGUCUGUAACCAGAGCCCUAGCUGGGUUAACUUCCCUCAGUGUAGAACUGGCCGAGAAUGCAGGAGUAGGCAAAAUGUUUGGAGAUAUGUGGGAAAAUACUUUGGGAAGUGGAAAACACUGGUAAUGUCAGUUUGCGUUUCAUUGACCCUAGGGAUAGUCAUAUUAGUGAUGUGUGGAUGUUGUUGCAUCCCUUGUAUCCGCACCCUGACUGAGAGAUUAAUAACCACAGCCCUGGCCAAACAAACUGAAUCUGAUGUCCCGCCCCCUUAUCAAAUGCCCUUGUUGGCAGAGAACGAUGAUAGUGAACCAGAGGAAGAUUUAUAAUCUCUGGACCCACAACAAGUACCCCUGGAGUAAUCUCCCUCACCAACCUACCCCCAGGGGCUCUGGCCCGACUCCAAAACCCCCUCAACGAUUAUUUGGAGUACUAGAAGACUCAUCUUAAAAUUAGGUUCUAGGGAAUAAAAGAGAGGGACAAUAAAAGGUACAAUUGAAACCCUGCAGGUUAGAGUCAGCCUCAGUCCCUUAGAAUUCAAAAUAGUCACUACACUGAAAAUAUAGUAUGGAAAGUAUUGUUCACCCCUUAAAAGGUGUGAAAGGAGGGACAUUUUCAUACUAUAAAUGAUUAGGCAUGGCACUGUGAAGUCAAGAGCACUACCAGAAAACUAUAACUCUGCUUUUACACUUUUAUAUACAUUUAUACGUUUAUACUUUUAUAUUUUACAUUUAUUCACAGUGUCACAGAUUAUGCAUUUCAUAAUCCAUCACGUGCAAAUAUUAAAUUACGUGAAAGGAGGGAUUGAAGAAUAUUAUUGCUUGCUCAUAAAGAAAUGUUUAUGAAUAAUGUGCUACCAGAAGGUCUGAAACUAUGAAGAGAAGUGAGCUUCAUGACAGUGUUAAUGGUGAGCACAACAUAAGGAAGGAUCUGCAUUUCUGCUACUUUUUUUAGAUUUAUUUGCUGAGGUUCAGGAGAGGGCACCGUGCCAGGCACGAGCAGUUCAGAGCUUAGCACGUGACAGGAGAAACAGACAGUCAGUGUAGUGUAGGGCCAUGAUGACCGUGGGAAGAAGACUGGACCUGGGCGAAGCCAAGAGGCGUAGGCUCGCCUGUACUCCAAUCAACAAUCGACAGCACCUCACUCAGAAAUACACAUAUCCAAUCAUAAUAUGACACCUUUAUUCUGUAAUAAGUAUAUGAAAUGUGUUUUGCCAGUUUCCGGGGCUCUGGAAGGAAAUGUUAGACAGUUAACUGCUUGGAGUGAAAACUGCUCGCGGCCUGUGGAACACUGAUCUCCAGAAACCUCAGCUGAGCUUUUGUAUUCCUUAUCACAACUGAAAUAAAUCAGUUUUAUUAUAACCUGA
Molecule: messenger RNA, 3538 nt
Organism: Trematomus bernacchii (emerald rockcod)
Lineage: Eukaryota; Metazoa; Chordata; Actinopteri; Perciformes; Nototheniidae
Product: major histocompatibility complex class I-related gene protein-like
Biological process (GO): immune response
Cellular component (GO): external side of plasma membrane
Source: RefSeq, a predicted model, not a curated record